GGCGCGGGCCACUCCGCGGCGGUGCGGCAGCCCUGUCCGGACUCCACCGCGCCUCCCAGGGGCUCUGACACCAACCCAAGAUCUGUGGCCAUUUAUUCCCAUGGUUUCAAGGCACAAUGAGGGGCACUGGCUCUUGGAAACUGUGGACCUGGGUGGCAAUGUUCCUGCUUCCUGCCUGUACCUGUGUGACGGUCAGGGACAAGCCAGAAACAACCUGCCCUAUACUGAGAACAGAGAGAUAUCAAGAUGACAGAAGCAUCUUGUCAGGCUUUGAUCUGGGAGAAAGCUUUGCUUUGAGACAUGCAUUUUGCGAAGGUGAUAAAACCUGUUUCAAGUUAGGAAGCGCCCUUCUUAUCAGAGACACUGUUAAGAUAUUUCCCAGAGGCCUUCCAGAGGAAUAUUCUGUAGCCGUCAUGUUUCGGGUACGAAGAAGCACCAAAAAGGAGCGGUGGUUUUUAUGGAAAAUUUUAAACCAGCAGAAUAUGCCUCAGAUAUCGGUAGUGAUCGAUGGUACAAAGAAGGUGGUAGAAUUUAUGUUCCGGGGUGCUGAGGGAGACCUAUUGAACUAUGUUUUUAAGAAUCGAGAACUCCGUCCUCUCUUUGAUCGUCAAUGGCAUAAACUUGGCAUUGGUGUGCAGUCCCGAGUCCUUUCUCUCUAUAUGGAUUGUAAUUUAAUUGCAAGUCGACACACAGAAGAAAAGAAUUCUGUGGAUUUUCAAGGAAGGACAGUUAUUGCUGCACGAGCUUCAGAUGGCAAACCUGUGGAUAUUGAACUUCACCAACUUAGAAUCUACUGCAACGCAAACUUCCUAGCUGAAGAAUCAUGUUGUGACUUAUCCCCUACUAAGUGUCCAGAGCAAGACGACUUUGGAAGUACCACUUCAUCCUGGGUGACCUCUCACACUGGUAAAAUAUCUUCAUAUCUGCCAGGAAAGCAGGAACUUAGAGACGCAUGCCAGUGCAUUCCAAACAAGGAGGAAGCAGGAUUACUGGGAACUCUGGGAUCCUUUGGACAUAAAGGCGACAAAGGAGAGCCGGGUGAAAAUGGCUUACAUGGUACUCCAGGCUUACAUGGUCAAAAGGGAACACAAGGACUCGAAGGCAUCAAAGGAGAAAUUGGUGAAAAGGGUGAACCAGGUGCUAAAGGAGACACCGGUCUGGCUGGCCUUAAUGGACAAGAUGGUUUGAAAGGUGACUCGGGUCCUCAAGGUCCACCUGGCCCAAAAGGAGAAAAGGGUGAUAUGGGACCUCCAGGGCCACCAGCCUUAACUGACUCCAUAGGGAUACCAGGCCCCCAAGGUCCACCUGGCAAAGAAGGUCAAAGGGGAAGACGAGGGAAAACAGGACCCCCAGGAAAUCCAGGACCUCCAGGACCACCAGGACCUCCUGGGUUACAAGGACUACAACAGCCUUUUGGUGGAUAUUUCAACAAGGGAACUGGUGAGCAUGGAGCUAGUGGCCCCAAAGGAGAAAAGGGUGAUACUGGGCUGCCCGGAUUUCCAGGGUCUGUUGGCCCUAAAGGGCACAAAGGAGAACCUGGGGAGCCUUUAACAAAAGGUGAAAAGGGAGACAGAGGAGAACCCGGCCUAUUAGGACCACAGGGAAUAAAGGGGGAACCUGGAGAUCCUGGUCCCCCUGGUUUAAUAGGAAGUCCAGGGCUAAAGGGUCAGCAAGGACCUGCAGGUUCCAUGGGGCCCAGAGGACCACCAGGAGAUGUUGGAUUGCCAGGAGAACAUGGUAUCCCAGGGAAACAAGGCAUUAAGGGAGAAAAGGGAGAUCCAGGUGGAAGACUGGGCCCUCCUGGACUUCCAGGUCCAAAGGGUGAUGCUGGACCUCCAGGAAUAAGUUUGCCAGGGAAACCAGGGUUAGAUGGAAAUCCAGGAGUACCUGGUCCACGUGGGCCAAAGGGUGAAAGAGGUCUGCCAGGUAUCCAUGGUUCCCCUGGGGACACAGGCCCACCAGGAGUAGGAAUCCCUGGUAGAACAGGCUCCCAAGGACCAGCCGGAGAGCCAGGUAUUCAGGGUCCUCGAGGGCUGCCUGGGUUGCCAGGAACUCCCGGGAUGCCAGGGAAUGACGGAGCUCCAGGGAAAGAUGGAAAGCCAGGCCUUCCAGGCCCCCCAGGUGACCCGAUUGCACUUCCUCUCUUGGGAGACAUUGGCGCCCUGCUGAAGAACUUCUGUGGCAACUGCCAAGCCAAUGUCCCUGGGCUCAAAAGCAACAAUGGGGAUGAAGGAGGCGCUGGGGAGCCUGGGAAAUAUGACCCUGCAGCCAGGAAGGGUGAUGUAGGGCCACGAGGUCCUCCAGGAAUCCCAGGCAGAGAGGGGCCAAAGGGAAGCAAAGGAGAACGCGGCUACCCUGGACUACAUGGGGAAAAAGGUGAUGAGGGUCUUCAAGGAAUUCCGGGCCUCUCAGGAGCUCCUGGCCCAGCUGGACCCCCUGGCUUAACAGGAAGAACUGGACAUCCUGGUCCCACUGGAGCCAAAGGUGACAAGGGUAGUGAGGGACCCCCUGGGAAACCUGGACCUCCUGGACCCCCCGGUGUCCCACUCAAUGAGGGGAAUGGCAUGGGCAGCUUAUAUAAAAUCCAGGGAGGAGUGAAUGUUCCCAGUUACCCAGGACCUCCGGGCCCCCCGGGCCCAAAAGGUGAUCCUGGCCCAGUGGGAGAGCCUGGUGCAAUGGGCUUGCCAGGACUAGAAGGAUUUCCUGGUGUAAAGGGAGAUCGAGGCCCAGCUGGUCCCCCAGGAGUAGCAGGCAUAUCGGGAAAACCUGGUGCCCCAGGCCCUCCAGGAGCUCCAGGGGAGCCGGGUGAGAGAGGACCUGUUGGAGAUACAGGUUUUCCUGGACCAGAGGGACCAGAGGGGAAGCCAGGCAUAAAUGGAAAAGAUGGAUUACCAGGUGCUCAGGGCAUCAUGGGUAAACCUGGAGACAGAGGCCCCAAAGGAGAACGCGGUGAUCAGGGAAUUCCAGGAGACAGAGGUCCACAAGGUGAACGUGGAAAGCCAGGUCUUAUGGGCAUGAAGGGGGCUAUAGGCCCUGUGGGACCUCCAGGAAGCAAGGGCUCCAUAGGAUCACCUGGCCACCAAGGCCCACCAGGCUCUCCAGGCAUCCCUGGCACUCCGGCUGAUGCUGUUUCAUUCGAAGAAAUAAAAAAGUACAUUAAUCAAGAGGUCCUAAGGAUUUUUGAAGAGAGGAUGGCUGUGUUUCUAUCCCAGCUUAAGCUGCCAGCAGCAAUGUUGUCUGCUCAAGCUCAUGGGAGGCCUGGCCCACCAGGGAAGGACGGGUUACCUGGACCUCCAGGAGAUCCGGGGCCCCAAGGCUACCGAGGACAGAAGGGAGAAAGAGGUGAACCUGGAAUUGGGCUGCCAGGGAGUCCGGGUCUUCCUGGGUCUUCAGCAGUGGGUCUGCCGGGCUCACCAGGUGCCCCGGGGCCUCAAGGACCCCCAGGACCCAGUGGAAGAUGUAAUCCAGAAGAUUGCUUCUAUCCCGUGCCUCCUGCCCAUCAGCAGGGAGGUGGGAAGUGAAAAAGACGGAGGGAGACAAGAGUAUCUGGUGAUAUCUCCAUGCCACUUGAGCCGACAACGCGGGCUUCCCAACCACGUGCUCUCGAGGCUUACGAGCUUUGGACCGCUUUAUUUUAUUUUUCUGAUGCAGGGCAGACAUCCAAAGCAGCCAUCUGAGUCCUAUUCUGACAGUAACUGCAUUUUCAGAUGUUGCCAACUUGGUUCCAUAUGUUCUGCUUUAUGGUGGCUCUGAGUUCUACUGCUUCAUGAGAAAAAUGCAAGCGAGCCUGUCCCAGGCUCUUCGGAAGAAAUCACAUGAGAUGACUUGGUACACAGACGACAUACACUUUGUGGACUCGUCAACAUGACUAGCUUUUGAUUCCUGAAUUUUCACUUUUCUAAUUUAUCUUGCUUAUUUUCUUCGUGUUUAAAUUUAUUAUCAUUGCUCAAGAUUUUUUUCAGCUCUUUUGAGAUUGAAGUAAUACAUUACUGCUCUUGACUGUCUUAGGACUGAUUUUUACAAGAAGUCUUAUACCAUCCUCAUUCAUUCGAUUUAUACAGAAAAAAAAUAUGCAAUAAGAGAUUUGCUUUUAACUUAUUAAAAAAAACAACUAUGGGAGACUCUUUAUCAGGGAGCCCCCAAAAUCAUCAUAGCCAAC
Molecule: messenger RNA, 4159 nt
Organism: Arvicanthis niloticus (Nile rat)
Lineage: Eukaryota; Metazoa; Chordata; Mammalia; Rodentia; Muridae
Gene: Col19a1
Product: collagen type XIX alpha 1 chain
Cellular component (GO): extracellular matrix
Source: RefSeq, a predicted model, not a curated record